UUGAGUGAAUAAUUAAAGUUACCUCAAUUAAAUGAAUUUCAUUGGAUUUCAUAAAACUAUUUCUGGCUCCGGUAAUCGAAGAAACAAACAAUAUUUUAUUCUGAUAUUAUAAAGACAAAUUGCUAUCAAAUGAUACUUUCAAUUUUCGUGGUCACGUUUAUAUGCGUGACGCUGAUUCUGGUACAAGAUGGAGCUGGAAACAACAUCCCGUUCAAUCCUGAGGUCUCCACACCUCUCGGUCGAAUUAAAGGAUCAUUCAUGACGUCACGGUUGAACAAAAAAAUCUAUGCUUUCCGAGGAAUCAGAUAUGCUGAACCACCGACCGGAGAUUUACGAUUCAAGGUAGCAAUACCAGUGAAACCUUGGAGCGGUGCUUUCGAUGCUUCCAAAGAAGGAACGUCGUGCUCCAGUGCCAUUAACGAAGAUUGCCUCCGUCUUAAUGUUUACACGACGAAAGUUCGUACGAAGAAAUUAAACUCGACGAAUCAGUUGAAAACGAAAAGACCGGUGAUAAUUUUCAUUCACUCGGGUGGUUUUUACACAUGCAGUGCACAAAGCCGUCUUUUUGGACCUCAAUAUUUACUGGAUCAUGACGUCGUUCUCGUCACCAUUAAUUUCCGUCUAGGACCAUUUGGUUUUCUAUCGACGGGUGAUUCAGUCUUUCCAGGGAACAUUGGUCUCAAAGACCAAGUCGCAACGUUUCGAUGGGUGAGAGACAAUAUCGCGGCCUUCGGAGGUGAUCCGAACUCCGUGACGCUGAUGGGUUACAACGCUGGUUCCCGGAGCAUUUCUCUGCACCUGGUAUCGCCAAUGUCAAGGGGGCUCUUUCACAGAGCUAUCUGCAUGAGUGGCUCGCUGACAAACCAAAAACCGUUGAGUCACCACGAAAUUGGAUACGCCAAGAAACUAGCUCGGUUACUAAAUUGUCCCGAUGAUACGAGCGAAAAAAUGGUCGAGUGUCUAAGAACAAUACCUCCGGACGCAAUAACAUAUACUUUUUCGCAUUUCCUGGACUGGCACCUAGAACCUGAAUCAGUCUGGUUGCCGGUUGUGGAACCCAAUAUUCCUGGACUUGAGAGAUUUCUAACCGAUCAACCCGCGAAUCUCAUUAGAAAAGGAAUGAUUCAACAAGUCCCUAUAUUGGCUGGGCUCACUAGGGACGAAUUUAGUGGGAUAACAAUGAUUGAAGUGCUUCGAGCGAAGCUAGGAGACUAUUCAAUGUUCCAAGAGCUCAACGAAAAUUGGGAUUACAUUGCUCCGAUAAGUUUUGAAUAUGAACGAAAUACUUCGAGAUCAAAGAUGAUCAGUCAAAAGUUGCGAGACUAUUAUUUCAAAGGAGAGCCGAUCAGUCUGAAAAAUGUGAAGGCUCACGGCCGGGGCUACGCCGACUCGAUCUCCGGUUUUCCCAUGUAUCGGUUCGUUCGCUUAGUCGCUGCAUUCUCGAAACAACCGGUUUAUUAUUAUCGAUUCGUCUACGAAGGAAAAUACGGUUUAAUUCAAUGGGUGAACACAGGAAAGCCUUAUGGUGUCUCGCACCUCGACGAUCUACAGUAUAUUCUUUACAUGACCGGGGUCCAUUAUUACGGGCCAGGAGAUCGAGAAUCCCCUGUCGUGGAUAUGAUGACCGCAAUGUGGGCAAAUUUUGCAAAAACCGGUCAACCCAUUCCCAAAAACGACAAAGCUUUCGAAGGCGUUACUUGGGAACCAUUUACACCUGAAAAUAACAGAUACAUGGAAAUUGAUAGUACUCUCACAAUGAAAACUGGUUUUAAUCUUGAGGCAAUGCACCUUUACGAGUCUCUUUUCCCACUGGAUCCUCUGCCUCGUUCAAACACAACCACUCCAGACGAUUAAAGAAAAUUCGUUAUGUCAAAAUAUUUGGAAAAACUACGAAUUUGGAGUUCUUCAGGAGGCAGACAAUUAAUUGAAUCAAAUAAUUAUCAAUACGAGGGACCAAUCCACGGGAAAUAUUAGCAGACCGGCCGAGUAUUGAACUUCAUUUUUCCGCCUAUUCAAAUUUUGACAUCUAUUUUUUUGACUGGCUUGAUGUACACGAAAUUUUUUGCUAUCAAAUUGUUUCUGUAUUCGUCAUAUUAUAGAAUAAACUACUUUCACUUUCCACAAAAAAUGAAUGAUACAGACAAUUUU
This is a messenger RNA of Venturia canescens, 2148 nucleotides long. RefSeq names its product esterase E4-like. NCBI's taxonomy places the organism in Eukaryota, Metazoa, Arthropoda, Insecta, Hymenoptera, Ichneumonidae. The record is from RefSeq and is a predicted model, not a curated record. The transcript has 8 exons. Bases 130 to 1854 code for a protein of 574 amino acids.